Molecule: messenger RNA, 1996 nt
Organism: Lutra lutra (Eurasian river otter)
Lineage: Eukaryota; Metazoa; Chordata; Mammalia; Carnivora; Mustelidae
Gene: RAP1B
Product: RAP1B, member of RAS oncogene family
Exons: 8
Coding region: 161-715 (184 amino acids)
Biological process (GO): negative regulation of synaptic vesicle exocytosis; cellular response to cAMP; Rap protein signal transduction
Cellular component (GO): plasma membrane
Molecular function (GO): GTP binding; GTPase activity; GDP binding
Source: RefSeq, a predicted model, not a curated record
CCAGAGUCAGGCGUGUAAACCAGCCGGAGCGGCGGCGGCGGCGACAGCGGCAGGACCGCCGUGGCGCCGGGAGCAGCGACCCGGAGGAAGCGCGGGGCGACGCGGGCGGCGGAGACCCGGUGACAGCGUGAGAGGUACUAGCUUUUGACAAGUUUGCACCAUGCGUGAGUAUAAGCUAGUCGUUCUUGGCUCAGGAGGCGUUGGAAAAUCUGCUCUGACUGUACAGUUUGUUCAAGGAAUUUUUGUUGAAAAAUAUGAUCCUACGAUAGAAGAUUCUUAUAGAAAGCAAGUUGAAGUAGAUGCACAACAGUGUAUGCUUGAAAUCUUGGAUACUGCAGGAACGGAACAAUUUACUGCAAUGAGAGAUUUAUACAUGAAAAAUGGCCAAGGCUUUGCAUUAGUUUAUUCCAUCACAGCACAGUCCACAUUUAAUGAUUUACAAGAUCUGAGAGAGCAGAUUCUUCGAGUUAAAGACACUGAUGAUGUUCCGAUGAUCCUGGUUGGUAAUAAGUGUGACUUGGAAGAUGAAAGAGUUGUAGGAAAGGAACAAGGUCAGAACCUAGCAAGACAGUGGAACAACUGUGCAUUCUUAGAAUCUUCUGCAAAAUCAAAAAUAAAUGUUAAUGAGAUCUUUUAUGACCUAGUGCGGCAAAUUAACAGAAAAACUCCAGUGCCUGGGAAGGCCCGCAAAAGGUCAACAUGUCAGCUGCUUUAAUAUAUUAGAUGCAUUGUAGCUCUGAGCCAGCAGGUCUGAAGAACUGUUGCGCAAUUCAACAGUGCCAGCAUUCCAACUUUGUUAAACCUACCAACAUCUUAAAUGGACUUUCUGUGGUGGUACCCUUUAAGAGGCGGAUGAAAGCUACUACAUCAGUUUGCACAUUCUGAUCACUUUCCAGUAUCACAAGAGAGAUUUUUACUUAUAUAAUAGUCCUAGAGUAUGCAGCUGGUAAAACCAGAGGCUACAAUCCAGUAUUACUGCUAAGAGACAUUUUUCAUCCACCAAUGUUGUACAUGUAUGAAAAUGGUGUACUGUAUACUUUAACAUGCCCCAUACUUUGUAUUGGAGAGUACAAUAAUGUAAAUCCUAAAAGCACCACUAUUUUAGCAUAAUAAAAGAAAGUCCAAAGAGCUCCUAUAUAGACUACUCCAGAUAACUUCGCUUCUUUGAUACUUGUAGCUUAUUGUAAUUUUUUUUAAGAAAUUCAAGGUCAUUAUCAUUGUAUUGUACAAAUAAGCGCUUUGAUUAACACAGCUAUAUAGUUUUUUUAAUUUUUAAAAAAACCUGUGGAGACAGUGAUCUUGUCUUUAAAAUAUGAUAGUCCUUUCAGUAUAAUGUCUUAGAUUAAAGACAUUGCCUUUAAUAUCUGUUGGGAAGGAAAUGUCCAGACUUUUCAAAUCUUUUAUUAUAUGUUUCCUUUUUUGUUUACAUAGGGAACAAUGUUUAUAGUUGUGUGUACAGUGGGGGUCUACAACAAGAAGUGUAUAUUUUCAAACAAUUUUUUAAUGAUUUAACAAUUUUUGUAAAUCAUUUUCAGGCUUCUGCAGCUGUAGAUUCUCACUGUGAAUCCCUUGCUUGCUCAUGCAUAAGUGUAUUUGCAAUACCAAAUAUACAGGUUUAGUAUUUUUGCCUGUUAGUGGUUGUUUCACAUGUGUAACGUUUUGGUUGAGAUGUUAAAUGGUGGACGAGUACUGUGGAUGUGAAUGUGGGAAGUAAUUUUAAUCAUGUGUAAUUGGUCACAAGGCCUAAGUUGCAGUAACUAUUGCUGUUUUAUUUAACAAUGCCUUGUUGCUUUGUAUGCAUUAACCGUUUGGGUGUAAAGAUUGUGUGUCUAUCCAACAGGGAGCCACAGUAUUUAAAUUGACCAACCUAAUGUUACAACUACUUUGAGGUGGCCAAAUGUAAACUAAAAGCCUUAAUUAAAGUGGUGCAAUUUUGUAUAACUUAGCAUCAGUAGUUCAAUAAAUUUGGAUUGCCAUGCAAGGGCUUGCAUUAUAA